Toxorhynchites rutilus septentrionalis is the source of this 4612-nucleotide messenger RNA. RefSeq lists its product as uncharacterized. Lineage: Eukaryota; Metazoa; Arthropoda; Insecta; Diptera; Culicidae. The coding region runs from base 1539 to 3206 and encodes 555 amino acids. The transcript is spliced from 9 exons. The record is from RefSeq and is a predicted model, not a curated record.
UUUUGGCCAACUUGCAUGUGCUCUGUUGUCGUCUGGUGUGGAUCGGUUCAUUUUUGUUGUUCGCUUUAUCGUUGCGGGUGCGCUUAAUGUGUAUUAUUUGACGGGGCAUAACUGUUUACUGUCUGCCAGAGGUGAAGCGAAAAGAACUGUGCAAAAUGUGGUUUGUUAUUAUUGGUGCUUCGACCCUUUGAGUUUUCCAGUCGCUAGAUUUCUUCGUUUUGGCAGCACAACCAACGCGGCUUUAACUUCAGGAUAUGCUCAGGAUAAUAGCGGUGUCACGAAAAUUUUGAACCGCCACUGUAAUGUGUCCUUAAUAAUCAAUAAAUGUAAGCAAUAUCGUUUUUCAUUCCGGUGGCAAUUAGAAAGAGGGUGUACAUUCAAGUGAGAUAGAGAUGAAUGUGAAACACAAGAAGAGCAAAAUCUGUUCAUUGUGAAACUAAUAUUUAUUGGAAAUAUCUUUUACGGUUGGAUGUGUUUUAAAAGUGAGUGCUGAAGGAAUCUUGAUAAAUUACAACAUUACUAAAGUUGUCCGUACAGCUAUAUGCAUUGAAAAAAGAAAAAAAAAUAUUUAUGUUCAUAUCAGUUACAUCUUACUGUGCUAUCAGUGUACGAACGUGUUCGGCAAAGUCGUCGAGAAAAAAAACUCUCGGACGAACGAUAAAACGUUGUAAUGUGUAUACGCAGUGGCUUGUUGGAUACAGCUCGCAACGGAUGCUCAGCUUGAGACGCGUAUCACUUAGGGUGUCUAUAUAUUUUACAACAGUGGCGAAUGCAAUUCAAAAAGUCGAGCAACAAAAAAAAAAAUCUGAAUGAGCACAAGAGGGAGCCAGUAUUAAACUAAAUUUUCUCUAAUGGACUCAUGAGUGGCUGAACGAAUGAGCAGCAAAUGCCUUCCCCUAAGAUCAUUUCUGGAUAACUGCGCGACUUUCGCAAGAGUGUUUCCGUGACCGUUAGCGUCCGAUCGUAACAGCAAAAAGAUGUACUGCGAACGGUGACUAGAGUGACAUUCGUUCAGCUGUUCACUUAAUUAUGUCUGCUGGGAAAUAUAUACAAACACAAGCAUCAACUAAUGAAAUUCCAUGUUGCAAGUGUUUAUUGUGUAUACACACGCGAGUGAUGGCUUGCAUCGAAACCGAUGCCGAUCUCCUUGAAUUUUCUUGAAUGGAUCGAUUCCCUUGGUAACACAUCAAAUUUCAGUUGAGCGUUUGAUAAUAUACCAUCUCCUCGGCAUAAUAAUCAAUCAGUUGAAAUGAUAAAAGCGUGUGGCACGAGUUGGAAAUUUUGUUUGAAAAAUGGUUCAAGAAUUUAAACAAACAAGCCGUUCAUGAAGUGCCCCAAGGAAACUUAAGUAGCAGGCAGCAAACCUGUUGACCAACGGUGUCCCGUUGAUUGUAGUUGAAAAUGUACUCUCGAAGAAAACAUCUGCCCGGUGUGAACCACUAGUUGUGAGAUCGUGAAGCAGAUCGCUCACAUUCGUAAUAUCACAUAAGAGUAUCGCGUUAAAGUGGUAUAUAUUAAGCAACGAAAGAACAAAAAAAAUGUUGGGGGCCCUCAGACGUCGAUGGAGGACUACGCGAAGAUCUGUAUCAACCGACAAUCAGUAUGACGUCGACCGGGAUGGAUCAAAUGAGAUAAUUCCUCCGCCACGGUAUGUCGAGUUUCUCAAAGCCGAGCAUGAUGACUUCUCAGUGGAUUCCAUACAACCUCCGCGGUAUAUUGAAGUUCGCAGAGGACGCAUUGUACUCGAAUCGGGGAAAGUGAACGAUGUCGACUAUAAGACUGAUGGCAAAGAUUCAUUACUGCGGCUUGCUAAGCAAAAACUGUACAUUGGAUCACCAACAACUCCCGAACCACCGUAUGACUACGAGAGAUCAUUAGUGUACAGCCAACCGCAGUCUCCGGUUGUCGAGUGUGGGAAGCCGGGAAGUGGCAAUUCAACGUCCUCUUUUCGAUCAGAUUCCUGCAAGAAUACGGACCUGCUUGAGGCUAGAAUAGCAGAACUAGAAGAUGCCUUAUUACGACUGCAAGAUAGAGUAAACCAAAGCCAAUGUAAUUCGCCUACGCUUGAAAAAGAAAUAAAGGAACAUUUGGAAAUCAUGAAUAAAGUUAUUAAGACAAAAGACCGGAAAUCGAUGCAAGUUUGCCGAGAACAUAAAUCAUUACAGGUUCGUUUCCAGCGUCAGGAGAACAGUCUCAUGGUUCUUCAAAACGAGAACAAAUCCCUACACCAAAGAAUAAAACAAUAUGAAGCCUGCCUAGACGACAUCAUGCGGAAGGUGGUCGAUGCGCUGGUAGCGGAAGACAGCUUACGGGACGAAGUUUUCAUUCUGAAGAACCGAGUGAGAGAUUUGGAGGCACAAAAUGCAGCACUUACCGCGAGUCCGGCGAAGAGUCGCGACGAAGGAUACUGCACCAUGAGCUCGGGACAACCGCAGCCGAGUCAGGAGGGCCACCUAGAGGAGCUUCCCGAGGAACCAGAACAAUGGUUAGUAUCCGCGGAACCAUGCACUGCUGAGAUGGAAGACUGGAGCAUGUCUCAAGACGAGUUGGCCACAGCGCUGGAAGACGAUAGUCACGAUUGGAUAUGGAACUCAAGUUUUUUAACUAGCGCCGAAACGCAAACGGAAGAUGUGUCGGCUCUUUUACAAGAACAAAUAGUGUAUUCCGAUGAUGAAGAAGUUGCCUGUACAAACUUUACUCGAGAUUUCUAUAGACUGGUUAGUAUAAAGUCUGAAAGCAACCGAAGCUUGCAGUCGCCUACACCCGCGGAAACAACGAUAAGCAGCAGCGACGAAAACGAAAGACUGACAAGCCCUACCCCUAGCGAGGCUGGUCGUGCCCAAGUUCAUAGUUGCUCUUCUAGCGAAUCGAGUGAUGUUAUAACGGAAAAAUAUGAGCCUGUAGCAGCCUCGACGCCUGCGUUGCCCCAGACAAAAUCUCCAAAUUUAUGUACAGCAGCAACCACUGAUCUGCUGCAAGAUGUGCUAAUAACAGUUCGUAAGCAGCAGCAGCAGCAGCCAAACGAAGAGGACACAAGGAGAAAUGAUGCACAAAUCACAUCUCCUACGUGGAGGCGAAGUAAUGGAUGGAGACGAAUAUCCCGUAAUGGCCAUGCGAAGGAAACGCACAUUCCUGUUCCAAUCAGUUUGAAAGAUCGCCUCAAAUCUCCACCACCUGUUCCCGUGCGGAGACACUGUGCUAGCUAGCCGUCUCUUUAUUUUGUAGACUAAGAUUGGGAGCUGCGAUGCAGCGGCGCGAAACAAAGAACGAAACAGGUUUGACAUCGUUCAGGUAUUCGACAGAACCUCGAGGAUAAACUAUUUUUGUUACAGCAAGAUCUAGGUAGUUUUAAGCAUAAAAAUGUGAUAGUAUGUUUAACUUGUGACUGAAAUAAUACGGUUUGAGAGCGAAAUUCCACGCGACCACUGCCAAUUUUGCAAAUUGAUCAAAUGAACUAAUAUAUCCUCCUAAGAAUAUGAAGCAUUAAUCAAAUUGCAGGACAAUAAAAAUAAUGGUAUCAAAAAAAAACAGCAUCAAAGUGUAUCUCACGACAAGCGCUGCCUUGCGUUACGCUGUGUAACAUAAUCGCAUUGCGUACAACACGUGAACGAGGAAUAUGGUUGUGAUCUUCGCUAAACUUUACAUGGGCACUUUCGGCAGGAACGUUUCGAAACCAUUGCAAUAAAACAUUACGAAAUAAUUCACAACAAAUAAUAAAUACAAGUGUUCCAGACAAUACAUUUCGGUCUUUGUAGACGUCAGGUAGAGAAUUUUUGCGAAACCAAUUCGUAUAUACAUUUAUCCAAACAGAGAUUUCAUAGUGAGAUGAUAGCAAGUGACGUUAUUCGUUGUAUAUACUGAAACAGAAUUGUAAUAGCUAGGACCCUUUCUGAUUACCCUUUUUUAUGUUGUUUAUGUUGUAUAUCAGAAUACACAUGAAAACACUAACUAAUUCCUGCGCCAACGAAAGAAGAAAAUAACUUUUCUGUUUUCGUGUGUCGCUAUUAGCGUGGCAUUAAGUUUUGUUGCAGAUGAACAAUACUCAAACUUGAUGAUCGUGACAAAACAAAUCAUUUCAUACGUCCCUUGUAUUCUUGCCACUAUGAACUCUGUAACACAAUAUUAUCAUGUUUAGGACCUGAUUUGAAGUAUAUGAUAUUCAUACUAGUAUAACUAGUAAACACUAUGACUAACAACGGAAAGGGAGAAGAGCUUGCGUUGGAAUUCUUUUUUUCCUUUCCUCGUCAUUAAAUGCAUCGACUUUACAAUGUUAGAGAUUGAUUAGAAUAGCAAAAGUACAAAAAAUGAGUCGUUUGUUAAAAACUCUAGGAAUGGUAGCAGUGUUUGCAAUACGAAUUAGAAGUUUCAUAUCUCAUAAUAGUAACACUUAACCGCGACCUAAUGAUGAUUACUAUGCGAUGGAAAGUGUGGCGUUUGUGUUUCGUUUCUGAUUUGUUUGAAUGUUCUCAGUGGUCCGCGCGUACGUAAUCUAUGGAAAAAUCUAAUAAUCAAUUUGUAUCAAAUACCAAAAGAAUGUAACAUUUUGUAUGAGGAGCAUUAAAAUUAUUGAACCCGUAUAUUAAAGAAAAAGCAUACUGUCAGGACUGAUGAA